AUGGCGUCCGAAGAGGAAUUACCGGCGGGUUGGGAAAAAAGAAUAAGUAGAUCAACUGGUCAAUUUUACUAUCUAAAUAUUCACACGAAAGAAAGUCAGUGGGACAGACCAGUUAAACCAGCCGAACCACAAUCAGGUGUUGGUCCUGAACAAGUUCAAUGCAGUCAUUUAUUAGUUAAACAUGAAAAUUCGAGGAGGCCAUCAUCGUGGAGAGAAGAAAAAAUAACUAGAAGUAAAAGUGAAGCAUUGGAAUUAUUAAAAUCGUACAGAGAGCAAAUUGUAUCUGGUGCUGCAUCAUUUGCAGAAUUAGCUCAACAAUAUUCAGAUUGCAGUUCUGCCAAAAGAGGAGGUGAUUUAGGUCCUUUUGGAAAAGGUGCAAUGCAAAAACCUUUCGAACAGGUUGCAUUCGCAUUAAAAGUUGGAGAAUUAAGCGAACCUGUCGAUACUGAUUCAGGGGUUCAUAUUAUUUUACGUACAGCUUAA
Pediculus humanus corporis (human body louse) is the source of this 483-nucleotide messenger RNA. RefSeq names its product peptidyl-prolyl cis-trans isomerase NIMA-interacting, putative. Gene Ontology annotation, cellular component: nucleus; cytosol. The coding region runs from base 1 to 483 and encodes 160 amino acids. The transcript has 3 exons. The record is from RefSeq and is a predicted model, not a curated record. NCBI's taxonomy places the organism in Eukaryota, Metazoa, Arthropoda, Insecta, Psocodea, Pediculidae. Gene Ontology annotation, molecular function: peptidyl-prolyl cis-trans isomerase activity; protein binding.